This is a messenger RNA of Exophiala viscosa, 921 nucleotides long. Its product is annotated as Alpha/Beta hydrolase protein. The transcript has a single exon. Lineage: Eukaryota; Fungi; Ascomycota; Eurotiomycetes; Chaetothyriales; Herpotrichiellaceae. Bases 1 to 921 code for a protein of 306 amino acids. The record is from RefSeq and is a predicted model, not a curated record.
AUGGCGCUCGCACAAGCAGCCGUAACUCACUAUGUCACCGCCAGCACGGGAAUACGGUUUGCCUACCGUCGCAUCGGACCUGCAAAUGGUAUCCCACUUGCCAUGCACAUUCACUACCGAGCCAACAUGGACUUGUGGGACCCCUUAUUUAUCAACACCUUAGCCACGUUCAGACCUGUCAUCAUCUUCGACAAUGCUGGAGUUGGGCGAAGCACCGGCGAAGUCCCGCAGACGUACCAAGGAUGGGCUGACGACGCCAUUGCCUUCAUAGAAGCCCUUGGCUUGAAGAAGGUCGACUUCCUCGGCUUCUCGAUGGGAGGUUACGCUGCCCAAAUGGUCGCGUUGACAGCACCGCAUCUCGUCCGGAAAUUGAUCCUGGGCGGUACCAGCGCCACGACACCUUCGGCAGAUCACGUUGCGGGAGUCGUCUGGCCACGAGAGAACGCUCCACCAGGUCCGAUCAAGGCACUUUCGGAGGCAGUGACCCGAGAAGAAGGACGCAAAGCUCUAGCCUUUUCCUUCUUCUUUGACGACAACCUGGGUCGCGCAGCUUUUGGAGAAUAUUGGUCUAGACUCCAGCAGAGAACAGUCGAGCCACUGUUGUUGGACUUGCUGGAUCGUGACGCAGGUGCAAAGCGACAGUAUGCGGCGGCUGUUCACGCUUUCACGGCGAGUCCAAGCGGGUCAUUCGACAGGCUGAACGAGCUCAAGAUGCCAGUACUGGUGGCGAAUGGUGAUAACGACGUCCUGAUCCCCUCGAGUCGGAGCUGGGAACUCAUGACACAGAUCCCCAACGCACAGUUGAUAAUCUACCCUCGUGCUGGGCAUGGCUUCCUGUGGCAAUUUGCGGAACUGUAUGCAACGCACAUCAAUAUGUUCCUUGAUGGCACAGAUUUUGACGACCUGGUUCCGAAGUUGUGA